AUGAGUGAAGAGACGAAGAAGGCUUCUCAGCCUGCCAACAUCAACCGUGAUGGUGAGAAGAUUGUGGUAUGUUGCUGUGUUAUAGCAGAAGGACUGACAUCAUGGAAGGAUAUGGAGUACUAUGAACUGCUCGAAGUGCGUGGCGAUGCGACCGAAUUGGAAUUGAAGAAGGCAUAUCGCAAGGCCGCCAUCAAGAACCAUCCAGACAAAGGAGGCGAUGAGGAAAAGUUCAAAAUGAUUGGUGAGGCGUAUCGUGUGCUGAGCGACUCGAACGCUCGUGCCGAUUACGACCGGUAUGGCAAGAAGAAGCCUACGGAUGAAGUUGGUCUGAAGGAGGCCACUGAGAUGUUUGGCAACCUGUUCGGUGGCGAGCGCUUUGUGGACCUGAUUGGCGAAAUCAGUCUCAUUAAGGACUUUGGCCGUGCCUCGGAAAUUAUGAUGACUGACGAGGAACGCGAAGAGAUGGAACGUCAGAUGAGUGAGAGUAUGAACAAGGACAAAGUCGACGGCAGUGAGGCCACCACAACGACUUCGGGUGCAUCCACGUCGACGGCGGCCAAGCAGGAGAAGGAAAAGCACCAGAAGCACAAGAUCACACCUGAGCAACGCCAGAAGCUUGAAGAAUUUGAAAAGGAAAAAUCUGAGAAAGAAAAGAAGCGUAUUGAAGAGCUCACGGAAAAGCUCAAGGACCGUAUCCGCCCCUUUGUUGAGGCUCGCAACCCUGGUGCACCAGAUGACAGUGAGACGGAGAUCUUCACGAAGCGUAUGAAGGAGGAGGCUGAAGACCUUAAGCUGGAGUCGUUUGGUGUUGAGCUCUUGCACACGAUUGGUACUGUGUACAUUACGAAGAGUAAUACGUGGCUCAAGACAAAGCGCGGCAACUUUUUGGGUAUGCCAGGCUUCUGGAACCGUCUCAAAGAGCGCGGUGGUAUGAUCAAGGAGACGUGGAAUGUCAUGGGCAGUGCUAUGAAUGUUCAGGCAGGCAUGGAGGAACUGGCCCGCCGCCAAGAAAAGGGUGAUCUUACCGAGGAGGAGAUGGCACAGCUUGAGCAGGAUGUGAAUGGCCGCAUGCUCUUGGCGACGUGGCGCGGAACACGUUGGGAAGUCAACGGUGUGCUUCGUCAUGUGUGCGACAAUGUGCUCAAUGAAAAAGGCGUGCCGGACAAGGUCCUUAUCCAGCGUGCGCGUGCGCUGGCCUACCUCGGUGCCAUCUACAAGAGCGUCGUGCCUGAUGAGUCGGAUGAUGAGCGCCGUGAAUUGGAGCGCCUUGUUGCACAGGCCGCACAAAAGAAGAAGAAGAAGCGUAGCAAGGAAGCCAAGGAAGGUUCUCACAAGCUGUUCCUGCGUGGCUAA
Messenger RNA from Malassezia pachydermatis, 1353 nucleotides. RefSeq lists its product as hypothetical. Gene Ontology annotation, cellular component: cytosol. NCBI's taxonomy places the organism in Eukaryota, Fungi, Basidiomycota, Malasseziomycetes, Malasseziales, Malasseziaceae. Gene Ontology annotation, biological process: protein import into peroxisome matrix. Bases 1 to 1353 code for a protein of 450 amino acids. The transcript is spliced from 3 exons. The record is from RefSeq and is a predicted model, not a curated record.